Aspergillus aculeatus ATCC 16872 is the source of this 729-nucleotide messenger RNA. RefSeq names its product ubiquitin-like protein HUB1. The transcript has a single exon. Gene Ontology annotation, biological process: mRNA splicing, via spliceosome; protein modification process. Gene Ontology annotation, cellular component: nucleus; cytoplasm. Gene Ontology annotation, molecular function: protein tag activity. The coding region runs from base 1 to 729 and encodes 242 amino acids. The record is from RefSeq and is a predicted model, not a curated record. Lineage: Eukaryota; Fungi; Ascomycota; Eurotiomycetes; Eurotiales; Aspergillaceae.
AUGCCCGACUCCCCACCACAACAACGACCACGCUCCCGCUCUCGCUCUCCACCCCGCCAGCCCAAGAAGUCCUCCACCGGCGGCUUCCGAUGGAAGGAGAAGCGUCGUCCGGAGCGCGGGGACGACGACGACGCCCGAAGGUUGGAUCGGGGGUAUCGCGCGCGGUCGCCGCGGCGGGAGUACGAUUCUCGGGAUGAUGCUCGAGGGGGUGGGGGUAGGGGUGGGUAUGAUUCCCGGGAUCGACGGGACUACUCCGGUCGAGAUGGACGGGAUGCGAGAGACCGUGAGCGUGAUCGUGAUCGGGGGUAUCGCGAUCGCGAGAGGGAUGACCGGUACCGCGACCGGAAUCGCGACAGCUACGCACCCCGAGGUCGGGACGACCGCGACCGCGACCGCGACCGACCGGCCGAAAAACCCACCUCCACCGACGACCCCACCAAGAAGGAGAAGAAGGAGACGAAGAAGAAGAAACGGCCGGCGAUCCCCUCCGAGCCCAUGAUCCUGGUGCAUGUCAACGAUCGGCUGGGCACGAAGGCCACGGUGCCCUGUCUGCCGUCGGAUACGGUGGGGGAUCUGAAGACGCUGGUGGCGGCGCAGAUCGGGCGGGCGCCGCGCGAGAUUCUGCUGAAGAGGCAGGGGGAGCGGCCGUUCAAGGAUUUUAUCAGUCUGGGGGACUAUGGGAUUACGAAUGGGGUGCAGUUGGAUUUGGAGAUCGGGACGGGGGAUUAG